Tarenaya hassleriana is the source of this 2128-nucleotide messenger RNA. RefSeq names its product ATP-dependent DNA helicase Q-like 1. Gene Ontology annotation, molecular function: 3'-5' DNA helicase activity; ATP binding; nucleic acid binding. Lineage: Eukaryota; Viridiplantae; Streptophyta; Magnoliopsida; Brassicales; Cleomaceae. Gene Ontology annotation, cellular component: nucleus; cytoplasm; chromosome. Gene Ontology annotation, biological process: double-strand break repair via homologous recombination. The transcript is spliced from 10 exons. The record is from RefSeq and is a predicted model, not a curated record. Bases 80 to 1918 code for a protein of 612 amino acids.
UCCCACUGAAUUUCGGAUUCCGUCGAAGGACUCGUGAGUCGGGAACUCCGUUGCCCAAGUUGGUUACUCAUCCUGGAAGAUGAAUGAUCAGGAGCUUGAAUUAGAGAAAGCUCGAUUGCUGAGCCUAGCGAUCAAAGUCGGAUUCGAUGAAGAAUCGGCCAAGAAAUGCUUGGAUCGUUUCGUCGCGCUUUACGGUGACGAUGGUCGGGAUUUCAUCACUGUGGAACACUGUGGCGAUGAUUUUCUUGCUGCGUUGGCUGAUUCAGUCAAAGAAACUGAGGAAUGGGAUGAUUUACAAGCCAUGGAAUCUGAAGCUCGUGGAACAUUGGCUGAGAUGUUUGAUAAAUCUGUUCCAAGUGAUAACGAAUCUGAGAAUGAGGACGAUGAUUUGACAAGUCAAGUUCACGUGAUAGAGGAUUCACCAGAGCCUAAGAGACGCACAGAAUUCAUGGAAUUGUAUUCUUCUAGUGACGUUGAAGAAGACAAUAAACGCUUUAGUAAAGCUCCAAAGAGAACGGAAUCAUGUUCCAUAAAGCACACCUCUAGAUCCACCGACUCUGCCAUGGAAGGUUCUGUUUUAUCAGUUUCAAGGAGAAAGCAGUCUUCUCAGAUACCAAAUGAAGAUCACGAGUUUCCGAGUUUCGAAGAGUUACAGGCAUUGGAUGAUCUGGAUUUUGCAAACUUAGUGAUUUUUGGUAAUAAGGCAUUUCGGCCACUGCAGCGUCAAGCAUGUAGAGCGUCACUGGUAAAGAAUGAUUGCUUUGUUCUGAUGCCGACUGGAGGGGGCAAAAGCCUUUGUUACCAGCUUCCUGCGACACUGAAAGCUGGUGUUACUGUGGUUGUAUCUCCUCUAUUGUCCCUCAUCCAGGAUCAGAUCAUUACACUGAACCUCAAAUUUGGAAUACCAGCGACUUUUCUCAACUCUCAGCAAACAUCUUCCCAAGCAGCAAACAUAACACAAGAGCUAAGAAGAGAUAAGCCGUCAUGUAAACUCUUAUACGUCACACCUGAGAGAAUUGCUGGAAAUUCGUACUUUAUGGAGACACUGAGGUGUUUGCAUUGCAAGGGUCUACUGGCAGGUUUUGUGGUCGAUGAGGCUCAUUGUGUGAGUCAAUGGGGACAUGACUUUCGGCCAGACUACAGGGAACUUGGGUGUCUAAAGCAGAACUUUCCGGAUGUUCCCGUGACGGCUUUGACAGCCACUGCAACUGAACCAGUCUGUCAGGACAUACUAAGAACUCUCCGAAUCCCCAGGGCGCUGGUUCUUAAGAUGAGCUUUGACAGACCUAACUUGACAUAUGAGGUGAUUGGCAAGACCAAGGAACCCCUGAAACAGCUAGGAGAACUGCUCAAGGACCGGUUCAAAAAUCAGUGCGGGAUCGUCUACUGUCUCUCGAAGAGUGAAUGCGUCGACGUUUCAAAGUUCCUUAAUGAGAAAUGCAAGGUGAAGGCAGUGUAUUACCAUGCCGGUUUGGCGGCGAAACAGAGAGUUGACGUUCAGAAGAAAUGGCACUCAGGGGAGGUCCAGAUUGUGUGCGCCACCAUUGCGUUUGGGAUGGGAAUAGACAAAGCAAACGUCCGUUUUGUUGUGCACAACACGAUGUCAAAAUCGAUAGAGAGCUACUACCAAGAGUCUGGAAGAGCAGGGAGGGACAACGCUCCCGCCGAGUGCGUUUGCUUGUACCAGAAGAAAGAUUUCAGCAGAGUGGUUUGCAUGUUGCGUAACGGGCAAGGCAGAAACAUGGAGAGGUUCAAGUUGGCAAUGGCCCAGGCCAAGAAGAUGCAGCACUACUGUGAGCUCAAGGCUGAAUGCAGAAGACAAAUGUUGCUGGAAUAUUUUGGAGAGAGCUUUGAUCGGAACAUGUGUAGAAAUGGUUCGAGCCCAUGUGAUAACUGUAUGAAGAGCUCCUGUCAAUGAUUUCAUGGAAAACCAAACAGAAAGCUACAUCAUGUCAUUGUGGGAUAUGAAUGAAUAUAUAUAUAUAUAUAUAUGCAAGCGUGUGUCUGUGUGUGUGUGUAUAAUAUGGGAAAAAUCAAGUAUUGUGGACAAAGCUACACCUGAAUUCAUGGACAUUCUUGUGGGCAGAAGUUGCCGGCAAGAGAGGACAAACGACAGGACACGUUCGGC